Lichtheimia ornata is the source of this 2160-nucleotide messenger RNA. RefSeq lists its product as uncharacterized. Lineage: Eukaryota; Fungi; Mucoromycota; Mucoromycetes; Mucorales; Lichtheimiaceae. Gene Ontology annotation, molecular function: protein binding. The record is from RefSeq and is a predicted model, not a curated record. The transcript has 9 exons. Bases 1 to 2160 code for a protein of 719 amino acids. Gene Ontology annotation, biological process: cell division.
AUGAGCGAUCCACCUACACGACAGUCAUCGAUAGAGGCAUGGGUGCUCAUGUCGCUUGUAUACAAGGAUCUGGACGACUUUGACUAUCGCAAUGCGCUCAUGUUAGCAGAACGACUUUAUGCGAUCGACCAGACAAACGAAGACUACCGCUUCUUAUACGCCAAAUGUCUCCAUCUCUUGAACGAUUACGAUGGCAGUUAUGCUGUCCUGAAAGGAUCCGAGUCCAUUGUGUGUCGCCAUUUGUUUGCUCGCAGUUGUCUUGACCUCGGUAACCGACAAGUGGCCUCGUUUAGCGAUCGGCAAGCGUAUUGGAGUGAAGGCGUCAAAGCGUUGCAUGGCGCUCUCGAGUUGUACAACCAACAGCACCCAUCGGAUCAUCAUUGGAGCAACGACUUGAAGAGUACAAUGAGACGUAGCCAUUUACCGAGUCGUGGAUCCAUUUGCAAUCUUCUUGGGGAACUUUAUGCAAAGCUGGAAAACAUUCGAGCAUCUUCAAUCUAUCUAUGGCAGGCACUCAAUGACAGCCCAUUCAAAAUAUCCGCAUACACCAAUCUUUGUGAUAUUGCUCCUGAUAUUGCAAACUUUGAUCUUGCAGCAACAACCAAUCCUUCAUCAUCAUCAUCAUCAUCAUCAUCACCGUCCUCCUCUUUACCUUUUGCAUCACCGGAUGAUCUCUUUAAAGACUUUUCCCCUCGUACAACUCUUUUUGAUUCAACAACAGCAACAGCACAGCAUCCUUCAUUACCCACAUCAUCUAUGCACGGCAUUGAAGAUCAACCAUCCAUCAAUGUACUCGAUAAGCCAUCGCUUGGAUUAUAUAUGCCAUCUCUACGUAAAGGCCACAGUGACAACAUUUCAUUGGAUCAGCUUCGUUCACUUGUACACUACUCUCACAAGAUGCGUGACACUGAUCUAUCGGGUAUUCAACCUCAUCGGAGUGACAUUGAAGAGCGAAAGGAUGCCGAUAUUGAAAUGAUCGAUCUGGAUAUCAAAAAGAUGAAAACAGAGGAGGCGUACAGGAACAAACAUGGCUUGCACAAGAAACCUCCCAAAGACAAACCACAGCAACUUGAAGUCGAAUUACCAGAAUUGGAUGAUUUGGAUUUCCUCGACACAGCAAAACCGCUAAAGUUACCGAGUCCGCUAAGAGUAAAUCAGCAAAAGGAGGGAAGUUUAGCUAAACCUGCCACCAAAUUGACAAGAUUACGAAAAGGCAAGAAACGAUUACGAGAAGAAGGGGACGAGGAUCAAGAUUUGUCUGCCAUAUUUGCCAUUGAUGGAUCGACGUCUCAGAAACCGAGUAGCGAUGAUGGUGGCCUGUCAACCCAAUCUGUGAUUCGUGCAAUGAACAAGGUGAUGGGUGUGCUACGCACUCUUGCAAGAGGAUACAUGUACCAUUCUUUCUAUCAUUGUCGGGAGGCUGCAUUGUCACUGCAAAAGCUGGAUGAUCGACAAUACGACACUCCUCGUGUGUUAUGCAUUCUUGGCAAGGCGUAUUACGAUGCUGGUGAUUAUGAAAGUGCUCGGAUAUUCUUUUGUCGUUCAUUUUACAUUGCUCCCUGGUUCUGUGAUGGCAUCCCAAUCUAUUCGACUUGUUUAUGGUAUCUCGAGCGAGAAAAGGAGCUCAAUCUACUUGCGUAUCACAUGAGGGACAACCGAUCACAUCAAUACGAAGCAUUUGUCGCUGCUGGUAAUUGGAGCAAGUGUGCCAAAGGCGGCAACGAACCAAGCAAAUGGUUCCAAAAGGCGGUGGAUUUGGACCCGGGUCGAUCUUAUGGACAUGCUUUAUUGGGCUAUGAGGAAUGGGAAAAGGGCAAUUGUCUUGGUGCCAAGCUACAUUUUUCAAAUUGCAUGGUGGCGAACAAGCGAUCGUAUUUGGGAUGGUAUGGAAUGGCAACAGCUUACCAAGGCAUGGAACAAUUUGCUCAAGCCAAAGCACUGUUGAUGGAAGCUGCAAGGUUACAUCCAUGGCAACCAGUGGUUCUUUAUACAUUGGCGGAGGUGCUGUAUACUUUGGACGAGUAUGAUGAUGCAUAUCAUGUUGUGUGCAAGGCUCUCGAAGUACGACAUGCUCCGAUUACAGAGAAGCUCAAAGAAAAGAUUGUAUACCGGAUAAACAACCCAUAUCAAGAUCAAGCUUUACUUAUGGAAGAUGAAUAA